CUCACUUAAUCCAAGCAACUAGAAGACCAAAAGUCAAUAUGAGUUCCUCUGCUCCAAACUCAGGCAUGGAUCGGAUGGAUGGGUUUGCGAAAGCAUUUGGUGCCGUUUCAGGUGUUGCUUCUACUGCCUGGGGCUAUGCAAAGCAGCUUCCAAGCUCAGACAUAAAUGGGAAAUCACUUGGUGCUGUUUCGGGUGUUGCUUCUACUGCCUGGGACUAUGCAAAGCAGCUUCCAAUUUCAGACAUAAAUGGGAAAGCAUUUGGUGCUGUUUCAGGUGUUGCUUCUGCUGCCUGUGGCUAUGCAAAGGAGCUUUCAAACUCGGCAACUGUUCAACAAAAACUCAACAUCUUAAGGGUUCAGAGCUCCCAAAUCGCAGAUCUUCAAAGCAUAAAAGGGAUGUGUACAGGACUUGGGGUAAACGUUAAAACAGUUGGUGCUGUAGCUACAGUGGGUAUUGCAGCAUGGGGUGCGUACAUGCUGCAUGGUGGUUCAGGAAAGAAGAUGAUGAAAAAUCCUGGAAGGCCUUGGGAACGCAUUGACGCGAAUAAGUUUAGAUACAACCCUAUAGAUCGCAAAGCUAUAUUUGAUAGAACCCACACACUCAAAGUAUAUUUAAUUUCUUUUGGGUUUCUAUUCCGGCCUAGACAUUUUAUUGGACUUGUGUUGUUAUAUGUUUAUAUUUUGCACUUGUGGGUUUGUGGUUAUAUAUGCAUCUGUGUUGUAUGGGAGUUUGACGCAAAUUAUUCUGUGGGCUGGAGUUCAAAAAUACACAAUUUAUAUACUGAAUUGUUUACAAUUUAG
Molecule: messenger RNA, 800 nt
Organism: Ipomoea nil (Japanese morning glory)
Lineage: Eukaryota; Viridiplantae; Streptophyta; Magnoliopsida; Solanales; Convolvulaceae
Exons: 5
Coding region: 39-800 (253 amino acids)
Source: RefSeq, a predicted model, not a curated record